CAACGUCAGUUAUAUCAUUGUGUAUUUCACGCUAACAUGCGUUUCGUAAACGAAUCCUUUUUCCACGUGAAAUUUUUUCAAAUUCGUAAUAUUACGAAGAGUAUUUUUUUUUUGCUUGAUGAUCACAGUGUUAUUAUACUUUGUAAAUAAUUUAAUAAAAAUAUCAGCUUAGUUACGAGAAUUCUUUCUUUCUAUACGAAUCAAGUUUUUUAUUUUAUUUUUUGCCAUACUUACCCAUCACGUUAUAAAAAUGACUUGAUGAAAAUUUUACUCAGAAAUGCAAUUAUAACAAUAUGGCCGAAGAUAAAGAACACAAUAAUUACGUAAUGUCACACGAAGAAAAACCCUUUGGUCGACACGUACGUCAUAAUAAUAGAUUCAUCGCGCAUCCGUAUUCGCAACAGAGUAUUAUACAGAAUUUGGACUCGAAUGUACAACAAAAUGAUCUCAACCAGAUACAACUCGAUCAUUCGCAACAGAUGCAAAAUUUCAAUACCAUUAGCCAUCAAAAUUUAUUACAAAAUCAGAAUAUCGUCGCGCAAAACGUUGAAAAUCGCGUUAAAAAUAAUUCCUCCAGUGUAUCUCGAGUGGUUAGCGAAAAAAAUCACACGCAGAUCAAAUCUACUUCAGACACUAAGCAAGAAAAUGGCGAAGUUGAAGCUGCAGUUAGCAAUACGCAAGAAAGCAAAGUUCCUGAUGUCAUCAGAUUACCAGAAAAUUUAGAGAAUUUACCGAAAGCUGAUGAAUUUCCGCUCAAGAGAAGUCGAUGGAAUACAAAUGAAGAAAUAUUAGCUCUUCUUCUGAAUUUUUCAAAACACGAAGAAUGGCAAUCAAAGGACGUUGUAAUUCGGCCAGAAAGCGGAUCGAUGUUAAUGUACAGUCGGAAAAAAGUACGAUAUAGACGAGAUGGAUAUUGCUGGAAAAAAAGAAAAGAUGGUAAAACGACCAGAGAGGAUCACAUGAAGCUUAAAGUACAAGGCGUUGAGUGCAUUUACGGUUGUUACGUCCAUUCAGCCGUAUUACCAACCUUCCAUCGCCGAUGCUAUUGGUUAUUGCAGAAUCCUGAUAUAGUUUUGGUACAUUAUCUGAAUGUUCCGUAUCCGGAUGAUAGUAAAUUAGCAGCUCUUAUUCCGAAUAUUGCGUUUUGGACCGAGAAGAAGGAAUGGACUCGAGAAGAGUUACUCUUACAAUUAAAACCGAUGUAUGAGAAUCCCAGUUUAGAAAAUAGCAAAGAAAACGAAAGAGAGGAAUUGAAAAUGAAUCGUGUCGAUCAAGUUUCAUCUUUCAUCGAAUCUAUGAUCGCACAACUUCUGGAAAAACAACGCUACGUCAGAACAGCGUUGGCAAAUUCUUUAGAAUGCGGCUGUGGAAGUCGUAAAUGUAUGGGAGCAACCAGAUGUACUCGUCCGAUACGACGCAUAUCAUCGGCCAAAAAACAAGGCAAAAGAUCCAAUUUAAACACCAAAUUACAAGAAAAACGUGCCGCCGUUAAUAAUAACGAGCGAAACGUUUUGAAAACGACGGCGUUCAGAAAACUGAGUGGAUUGAAAAUUGAAAAUCGUUCUUGUACUCAAUCCACUAGUUCUACUUUUUAUUCGAGUCAAACCCAUCAUAAUGAAAGUGAGCAAUCUCAAUUACAGCAGUUACUCACACAACCACAACAAACACAAAAUGAACACUUGAUGCAAACAGUUAAUUCGAAAGAAAUACUAACAAAUUAUUCGAGAACUGAUAUGAGAGUGGAAGGCUAUUUACCAAAUGUUGAAUUUGUCAGCGGAGAAAAUCAACAUUAUCAGUCAAACUAUUCCUGUCAGUUAGUGGACCAAUAUGUACCUAAUAACGAAAUGAUUGACGAUAAACAAGAUAUAAGCUCUCAAGAAAAUGUCUCAUCCAACUCGAACGUUAACUUAAUUCCGUACCAAAAUGAAGAUAAUGAAUAUGUUACUGAUAAAUACCAAAGUGAUACUACCGAUGGUUCUGAAUGCAACAGUUAUUCCACAAUCCAUCAUCAAGCCAGUCCAGACGAAAGCUUCACCAGUUUAGAGGACACAGAAGUCUAUCCUAACGGCGAUGUUCUCGACGAUUUGAUUAUGAACGUUAAUCAGUGCUACAAUUAUGAAAAUGGGGAUUACAAUGCUGACAGAAGCCUUUACGAAUUGAUAAUACAAUUAACUCAGAAAGAAAAAAAGUCGAGCUCUACGAAUUCGUUACUUUCUUACGAAAAAUUACAACAGUAUGGUUUACACAGUGAGAAUGCGGAUCAUUGCGAACCAAUUUACGAAAGUAAUGCACAAUCGAUAUCGGAUGCGAAUGGAAAUUUUUUAAAUUCUUAUUCGAGGUACACUUCGACCACCGAGGUUGAGAAUGUGAAUAUGAGCAAUGCUUUGUCAACAGAUUUCACCAGAAUUGAAGAUAAUCACAUGGAAAAUUAUUCAACUGAAAUGGAGACGAAUUUUAUAAAUACGUCGUCAGCAUUCGCAUCUGGUGAUAGAUCAGCGUCCAAUCAAUCUGAACAGGAUUCAAGACAAAAUGAAUCACCUUGCGUUAUUAUCGAUUUAGCACCCGAAUGGUCUUAUUGUGAAGGGGGAACCAAAUUAUUAAUUAUUGGCCCAUGGUAUUUCCAAUCAGACUAUUCGGUUCUUUUUGAUAGUUAUUCGGUGCCAGCAACAUUGAUACAAGCAGGUGUCCUAAGAUGUUAUUGUCCAGAACAUGCUGCUGGACUGGUUUCAAUACAAGUAGUGUCAAGCGGAUCAAUCAUUUCCAAUUCAGUCAUUUUCGAAUAUAAGAAAAGACCAAAUUACGAGGAAAACGUUUGCCAUAAUUUAUGUAAUAUAAAAUCCGAACACUAUAAUCAAUACAUGUACGAAAAUGACACAUUGUUGAAGUUCAUAUUGAUACAAAGGAUCGAAGCUAUACAAGAUGACGCGUUUAUGCAUAGCUCUUCUUUAAUUAACAAAUACGAAGGUGUGAGGGAGAAAACCGCCAUUUAAGAAUCUUUAAGAAUCUGGAUGUGUGUAAUUUAAUUCGCCAUUUUCUUUUUUUCCUAAUUUUUACUUCUUGAUGAAUGUAAAAAUUUAUUAAGUUGUUUUCUACAUAAUUUUGCUCAUUUUUAUAAAUAGAAUGCGUUCCUUCUUUUAAUAUUUUUUUUUUUUUUUUUUUUUUUUAUAUAUAUAUACUUACAAUUUACAUAGGAUCUAUACCUACUUGAUAUGUACAUUAUUUUUAAUUCAAUUUUUUCUCAGUUUGAACGUACUGCGAGGGAGUAUUACUUACACUAUACAAAUGAUUAUGAUAGGAUGAUAGAUAUUAAAUGAAUUUAAAUUUGCAUUUUCGCGAGAUUAUUAAGUAUAGUUGUACAUUUUUUGAAUACAUUUUUAGAGUAAAGGGAAACUCUGAAUUAAGAAAUGUGAUAUUUACUAUUGGAAAUUGAAAAUAUUACUUCAAGUACCAACCUACUACUUACCUACCUAUGUAUUUUGAAAUUCAUAAGUAUGUAUGGAUUACGAAUUGAAUCGUUUACGUAUUUUAAAAACAUGACAAACAAAAAUGUGUCAUGAAAUUACCAAGAAAUAAAAACCCAAGUACCUACCUAUGCAAUACCAUUCUCAUUCAUCACUUAUCAGUAAUCUCAUAAGUCAACUCCUCUUAUAAAACGUGAUCACUGCUCCAUUACAUUUCAUUAUUUAAUACUUGGACUACAAUUAAUUUUUUGGUCGCCUGUAUAAUUGAAAACUUGAAUUUGUCAUGUUUUAAAAACAAAUGAUUCAAUUUAUCUAAUUAUUUUGCUCAAUGGAUACUGGAUAUUUGAUAAUUUCAUAUUGUAAAUGGGUAAAGAUGUAAUAAAACCUAGGACUUCAAAUUUUAAAGAUUUGAUACCUUAUGAAACUAGACCUACUUCUUGUGAAUAUGAAAAUGCUCAUGUUUUUAUUCAUUCUUAUUUUGUAUAGAAUUUUCUAAAAGGUAUGCUGAAUUGCACUCGUUACCUAAUACCUACCUAACUAUCCCAAUUCCCAAGAAAAAAAAUCCAAUUCGUUAUUCACCUAGGUAUUGAAAUUCCUAUUUAAUUUAGGUAAUAUUUAAUGAAAGUUGAAAACAUUCUCAAAGCAAAAAUAAUUUUUGAUACCUAUCUACUUAUAAGUAAUAAACCUUUGGAUUUCUUAAAACUGAAACUAAUACGCUUUUGUCAUUGCAUUGGAUAUGUUUUCAAACUUUCUCCCUCCUUCUUUCUCACUCGCACACUUGUAAAUUUUGCAAUAAAUAUGUAUUACAAUAAGUAAAUAGCAGCUUUUGUAAUUUCGAUGUUGUCUGAAAAAGUACCCUCCUCCCUGAUCAAUAUCCCUCACAUUUUCAUUUAAAAAUGACAUUUUUUCAAGUCGAAUAUGCAAUCAUCAAUUCAAAAAUUUUCAUGUAUCAAAAAAAAAUUAGUUUAAGUUUUUUAAAAUUUCAUUAAAUCGUGAACCUUAUUCGCACAAACAGAUUAAUUAUAUUCUUUAUUAUUCCCAUUAAAAAAGUUGUCUUAUCACCUCCGUAAUCAACUUUUUUCACAAAGCAAGGGCUUUAUUAAUUGGAGGAAUAAAUGAGUAAAGAAUGAUGGAAUAUUCGAAAAAUUGAACACUUUUUUCUGUUUCUGUUGAAAUUUCCAAAUCCUCCUUACCUUCUAUGAAAGAAGAAGAUGCUUCCUACAGCAAUUUGAAAAUGAACUUUUUUGCGAGAAGAAAAUACUUAUCUUCAAUUUCAUUACUUUUAGUUAUAAUUUUAAAAAAAUUUGCUCAAGCGUAUUUUAUUUUGAUAAUUCUACGAUAGAGUUUAAUAGUUUAAGAUUUUUUUGUGCAUUGCUUCAAGACUACAGUUUAGUACGUGACGUAACAAAUUUAAUAAUAUAUUUCUUCUUGUUAUUAAAUUUAAUCUUAUUAAAAAAAUUAUUAAUAAAAAUGGCUAAUAUUAUGUUUCAUUAUUUUCCCAAUUCCCACCGUU
Planococcus citri (citrus mealybug) is the source of this 4974-nucleotide messenger RNA. RefSeq names its product Calmodulin-binding transcription activator (gene Camta). Gene Ontology annotation, biological process: regulation of transcription by RNA polymerase II. The coding region runs from base 294 to 2990 and encodes 898 amino acids. NCBI's taxonomy places the organism in Eukaryota, Metazoa, Arthropoda, Insecta, Hemiptera, Pseudococcidae. Gene Ontology annotation, cellular component: nucleus. The transcript is spliced from 17 exons. The record is from RefSeq and is a predicted model, not a curated record. Gene Ontology annotation, molecular function: double-stranded DNA binding; transcription coregulator activity.